Molecule: messenger RNA, 2240 nt
Organism: Ailuropoda melanoleuca (giant panda)
Lineage: Eukaryota; Metazoa; Chordata; Mammalia; Carnivora; Ursidae
Gene: TRIM71
Product: tripartite motif containing 71
Exons: 4
Coding region: 1-1830 (609 amino acids)
Biological process (GO): proteasome-mediated ubiquitin-dependent protein catabolic process; protein polyubiquitination
Molecular function (GO): zinc ion binding; ubiquitin protein ligase activity; protein binding
Source: RefSeq, a predicted model, not a curated record
AUGAAGCUCGUGCGUCUGGUGCAGAAUUGCAGACUGAGUGAGGUGCUGCCCCUGGCGUGCUCCAGGGUUGCGGGGGUGCUGCACCUGUACUGUGACACUUGCUCGGUGCCCAUCUGUCGUGAGUGCACGAUGGGCAGGCAUGGGGGCCACAGCUUCAUCUACCUCCAGGAGGCGCUGCAGGACUCGCGGGCACUUACCAUCCAGCUGCUGGCCGAUGCGCAGCAGGGCCGCCAGGCAAUCCAGCUGAGCAUCGAGCAGGCCCAGACGGUGGCGGAGCAGGUGGAGAUGAAGGCAAAGGUGGUACAGUCGGAGGUCAAAGCCGUGACGGCAAGGCACAAGAAGGCCCUGGAGGAGCGGGAGUGCGAGCUGCUGUGGAAGGUGGAGAAGAUCCGCCAGGUGAAAGCCAAGUCCCUGUACCUGCAGGUGGAGAAGCUGCGGCAAAGCCUCAGCAAGCUCGAGAGCACCAUCAGUGCCGUCCAGCAGGUCCUGGAAGAGGGUCGGGCACUGGAUGUCCUGCUGGCCCGGGACCGCAUGCUGGCCCAGGUGCAGGAGCUGAAGACCGUGCGCAGCUUCCUGCAGCCCCAGGAAGACGACCGCGUCAUGUUCACGCCCCCCGACCAGGCCCUGUACCUCGCCAUCAAGUCUUUCGGCUUUGUCAGCAGCGGGGCCUUUGCACCUCUCACCAAAGCCACGGGCGACGGCCUCAAGCGGGCCCUCCAGGGUAAGAUGGCCUCCUUUACCGUUAUUGGCUAUGACCACGAUGGGGAGCCUCGCCUCUCAGGGGGCGACCUGAUGUCAGCCGUGGUCCUGGGCCCUGACGGCAACCUGUUUGGUGCCGAGGUGAGUGACCAGCAGAACGGGACGUACGUGGUGAGCUACCGGCCGCAGCUGGAGGGCGAGCACCUGGUGUCGGUCACCAUGUGCAACCAGCACAUUGAGAACAGUCCCUUCAAGGUGGUGGUCAAGUCGGGCCGCAGCUACGCGGGCAUCGGGCUCCCGGGCCUGAGCUUCGGCAGCGAGGGCGACGGUGACGGCAAGCUGUGCCGCCCGUGGGGUGUGAGUGUGGACAAGGAGGGCUACAUCGUCGUGGCCGACCGCAGCAACAACCGCAUCCAGGUGUUCAAGCCGUGUGGCGCCUUCCACCACAAAUUCGGCACCCUGGGCUCCCGGCCCGGGCAGUUCGACCGGCCGGCCGGCGUGGCCUGCGACGCCUCUCGCAGGAUUGUGGUGGCCGACAAGGACAAUCAUCGCAUCCAGGUCUUCACGUUCGAGGGCCAGUUCCUGCUCAAGUUUGGUGAGAAGGGAACCAAAAACGGGCAGUUCAACUACCCCUGGGACGUGGCGGUGAACUCUGAGGGCAAGAUCCUGGUCUCUGACACCCGCAACCACCGGAUCCAGCUGUUCGGGCCCGAUGGCGUCUUCCUGAAUAAGUACGGCUUCGAGGGGGCUCUCUGGAAGCACUUUGACUCCCCCCGGGGCGUGGCCUUCAACCCGGAGGGCCACUUGGUGGUCACCGACUUCAACAACCACCGGCUCCUGGUUAUCCACCCCGACUGCCAGUCUGCGCGCUUCCUGGGCUCCGAGGGCACUGGCAAUGGGCAGUUCCUGCGCCCACAGGGAGUGGCCGUGGACCAGGAGGGGCGCAUCAUCGUGGCCGACUCCAGGAACCACCGGGUGCAGAUGUUCGAGUCCAACGGCAGCUUCCUGUGCAAGUUUGGCGCCCAAGGCAGUGGCUUUGGGCAGAUGGACCGCCCGUCUGGCAUCGCGGUGACCCCCGACGGGAUGAUCGUGGUGGUGGACUUCGGCAACAAUCGGAUCCUCAUCUUCUAAUCACGUUCUCUAGGCUUCCGUGUUUGGGCUGUGCGUGCGUCUCUCUCUCUCUCUCUCCUUUUGAAUUUCAAAGAAGAAACAGUCUCAGGGAAAUUUCUUUUUUUCUUUUGUUUAAAGAGAACAAGAAGAGUAUAACAUUGCUUAAGUCCUACCUCAUCUUUAUUUUUUUACAGAUGAAUGUACUUACCUUUUCUGCAGGGAUUGAGCCUGUGACGUGAUAAUUUCUAUCUACCUCAUAAAUCUUUACAUUUCCUUCUCCAGCAGGCCCUCUGCCCUCCUCCCCACCCUCACUCAGUGGAGUUCACGUUCCCCUCUGACCCUUUGUGGGGCGUGAUAUGCACAAGCCUGGCAUCUCUGUGGCUGGGGGGGCACUGGAUGUGCGGUGGGGUGUAUUCUGUAGAUUGAGCCAA